Molecule: messenger RNA, 2319 nt
Organism: Pseudozyma flocculosa PF-1
Lineage: Eukaryota; Fungi; Basidiomycota; Ustilaginomycetes; Ustilaginales; Ustilaginaceae
Exons: 1
Coding region: 1-2319 (772 amino acids)
Biological process (GO): regulation of DNA-templated transcription
Molecular function (GO): sequence-specific DNA binding; DNA-binding transcription factor activity
Source: RefSeq, a predicted model, not a curated record
AUGAGCGCCAUCGAGGUGCCAGACCAGAGCUUCGACUCUUCGUUUGAUGCAUUCCUGCAGGCACCGACGUCGAACUCGUCGCCCUCGAACCACCACCUCGUCGCCACGUCCAACCCGCACUCCCCCGCAACGUCUUCGUCGCUCUCGCAUGCCCGAUCUCAGGACGGCGCACCGACCACCCCGAACACCAUCACCACCGCUGCCGACGCGUUCGGCGGCCUCGACGCUGGCGAGGCGGGCAUGAGGCCCAGCUCGUCGGGCGGCAAUCUCCAUCUCAACAUUUCCAACCUCUCGGUCAACAACUCGUCCGAGCACGACCUGUUUGUCGCCCAGCAUCAUCACCAGCACCAGCACCAGCACCAGCAUCAGACCCAGCCAUCGGGCUAUCCGCUCGGCGGUCUCUCGCACAUGUCCCACCAGCGAUUGCAGAACGAUUUCAUGCUUGGCGGAGGGGGAGCGGCAGGACCGGCGGCGUCGUCGCCCCACUCGGUGGGCGCCUCGCCCAGCUCCGACGUGCACGGCGCAGGCAUGCCGCCGUCGCCCUCGUUCCACGCCAACGGUACCACCGCCUCUGCAGGCUCUCCGGCGUCCAAGCCGGCCCAGGGGCCGAUGGGCGGCCGUGCCUCGAACGCUGCCAGCCGCUCGUUUGGCGAGCCAUCGACCAAGCGUGAGCCCUCUGUGCCGACGCUGGGCACCCAGAGCGACUAUUCCCAGCAGCAGCAACAACAACAGCAGCAGCAGCAGUCGCUCGGCAUGCCCAACCUCGCCGCCGAGGGCGACGUCUCGGUCGACGACCCGCAGCUGCUGGGCGGCCAGACCGAGGCCGACCUCGCCGCAGAGAAGCGGCAGAGCAGCAAGUUCGUCUACAAGCUCUUCCGCAUGGUCAGCGAUCAGGACUACCAACACCUCAUCAGCUGGAACCGCAACGGCACCAGCGUCAUGGUGUGCAACUUUGACGAGUUCGCCAAGGAGGUGCUGGGCAAGCACUUUAAGCACAGCAACUUUUCGAGCUUUAUCCGGCAGCUCAACAUGUACGGCUUCUACAAGGUCAACAAGACGCCGCGCGGCCACCGGCAGUCGGUCGACACGCAGAUCUGGGAGUUUUCGCACCCCAAGUUCCUGCGCGGGCGGCCCGACCUGCUCGACGACAUCCGGCGCAAGGCGCUCGACUCGGAGCACGCGCGGGUCGAGGCGAGGGACCUCCAGUACAGCGUCAGCGUGGGACAGAUGCAGCUGCGCCAGCAGGUCGAAGAGAUGUCGUACCGGCUCGACGACCUCACCGAGCAGAACGCCGCGCUGCGCAGCUUCAGCGUGCAGCUUCGCGACGUCCUCGGCGUCGUGCUCGAGCACAUCAAAAAGUCCAACGGCGGCCAGGUUCCCUUCGACGUGCGCAUCCCCACGCUCGAGAUGCCCUCGCCAAUGCCGCCGUCGGGCAUGUGGACGCCGCAGCUGCACGAGAACCCGCCCAUCUUUGUCACGGAGCCCGAGUUUGGGCUGGCCGGCCAGCAGCCGCGCCCGUUCGGAGCGGGCAACGCAGCCGACCCGUCCAUGUUUGCCGCCGGCGUCGGCCAGGACCCGUUCUCGAUGAGCGCGCCCGGCUCGCGGCGGGUGUCGCACGGCUCAAACAGCGCCCACGGCCACGGCGCACCGGGCGGCAACGAGGCCUUGAUGGCGAUGCGGCACGGCAGCUUGUCGGACCAGGGCAUGAUGCCGCCCCCGCCCCAGCGGAGCGCGUCGUUCGAGGGCCAGAUGCUGCCCCCACAGUACGGCGGGCACCGACCGUCGUUCAGCAAGGCGCCGCUGGCGGGUCUCGCCAUUGACACGUCGGCGGCGGCGGGGGGCGGCCCGCUGUUUCCCAACCAUCAGGUGCACCAGGGCAUCUCGCCGACGUCUUCGCAGGGCGGCCUGAUGGCGGCCAAUGCGGGCUUUGGUCCGUUGAGCAUGCCGCCGUCGCCGCUCACGCCGCAGCACCAGGCCAUGUUUGCGGCCAUCAACACGCCGCUGCCGCCCUCACCGGCGCCCAACGCCAUGAAUGGGGGCCAGUUUGGGCCCUUUGAUCCGACGUCGCCCUACCUCCAAGGCAACGGCUUCGUGCAGCCGCCGUUCUCGGCGGGCACGCACGAGGCGGGCUUCUUCUUCGGCGGCGGCGGCGGCGGCGAGGGCGAUGGGCCCAACGCAAAGGCAAUGAGGACGCCACUGAAGCGGACGGCGUCGAAUUCUGGCCCGAGCCAGCACGGCACGCCCGUGCUGGUGCAGCAGGCAGGCAUGCAGGGCCCCCUGGUCUCACCCGGGCUGAUGAAGCGGAAGUCGCCGGUGUGA